GGCGAACUGACGCCAUUUUUGUGUUGUGCGACGCCGGGCUGAUAAAUUUAGUUAAAUCGGUUGUAAUCAGUCAUUAUCGUGUGACAAUUCGAUAGAUUAAUUAAUUAUCGGAAUUAAGUGAGUUGUGAAUGAGCUUUAACGGUUUGGAAGAUUAUUUUUGGCGAUUAUUAAUCAGGAUUCUCGCGGUUGCGUCAUCCAUACCUAUUGCCAAUGAGUGUUUUUAGUAAUUGUUGUUAAAUACUUGAAAGGAUGAUGACAACUUCGGUAUUGAGGAGUUUGUGCAGGCUACAGGCGCCGCCGAGACUGUGUCUGCACCAGACUCGACAGUACAGUAUCUCAAGGAUACUGAGACAGGAGGCUAAAGAGCCACCAACAACGAGGACUCUUCCCAAGCAAAAACUUGGCUUCCUGCGGAAAACCCCAAUUACGUGGACGAGCUUGUUCGUUGGGGCUGGCUUGGGCUGUGGGUUUCUGCUUUAUCUGUACUACUUGAAGGAGCAAAAGGAUUUGUCGCUCGAGAGAGAGCGCAGAAGGACAAUUGGGAAGGCCAAGAUUGGGGGACGAUUUGAUUUGGUUGAUCCCAAGGGAAAGCUUGUCAAAUCUGAGGACUUUUUGGGACAAUGGGCUCUGAUUUAUUUUGGAUUUACCCACUGUCCUGAUAUCUGUCCCGAUGAAAUCGAGAAGAUGGUCGUCACGGUUAAUAAAUUAGAACAAAAGAAAUUCAAAGUCCAGCCGAUAUUCAUAUCGGUGGAUCCGACUAGAGACACCCCGGAGGUGGUUGGAAAAUACUGCAGAGAGUUCUCCGAGAAAAUCAUCGGACUCACUGGUGAUUUGGAGCAAGUUGGUGCAGCUUGCAAAGCCUACAGAGUUUACUACAGCAAUGGACCCAAAGAUCAAGACGAUGAUUAUAUUGUUGACCACACAAUCAUCAUGUAUUUGAUCGAUCCUGAUGGAAUGUUCGUUGAUUACUAUGGCCAGACAAAUAGCCCAGACCAAAUUGUUGACAGUGUGUUACUGCAUAACGCUAAAUUGGAGAAAUUGAAAGGUGGAAACACCUGGAUUCCCUCCUUCAUGCCGAAAGCCGCUGAAUCAGCCGCAUAAUUAAUUCAAUUGUUCGAACUGUACAGUUUGUUUUCCAUUUUUACGUACGACACGUAGAGAUUAUUUAAUUGUUUAUAGAGAGGAAUGAAUGUAUUUUCAGUUGCGCGAGACAAAUAAAUUAAUACGUUAUA
Messenger RNA from Diachasmimorpha longicaudata, 1232 nucleotides. It is a transcript of the gene Scox, whose product is annotated as protein SCO1 homolog, mitochondrial. Gene Ontology annotation, cellular component: mitochondrial inner membrane. The record is from RefSeq and is a predicted model, not a curated record. Gene Ontology annotation, molecular function: copper chaperone activity; copper ion binding. Gene Ontology annotation, biological process: mitochondrial respiratory chain complex IV assembly; intracellular copper ion homeostasis. The transcript has 4 exons. NCBI's taxonomy places the organism in Eukaryota, Metazoa, Arthropoda, Insecta, Hymenoptera, Braconidae. The coding region runs from base 250 to 1101 and encodes 283 amino acids.